AUGGGCGUCCUCCGGAGCACGCAGAGCCUUCAGGCGGAGGUGGACGAGCUGCGCGCCGCGCUCCUGGCCGGCGGCGGGCAUGAGGCCGCGGGCGGGUGGCGCCGCUCGGCGGGCCGGGGCCACGCGGACGCCAAGCGCGCCCCCGGGGGCGACGCCGGCGGGGCCGCGGCGCGCGCCGUGUGCGUCACGGGCGGCAUCUCCUUCGUCGGCUUCGCCGUCGUCGACCGCCUCCUCCGGCACGGCUACACCGUCCGCCUCGCGCUGGAGACGCAAGAGGACAUGGACAAGCUGCGGGAGAUGGAGAUGUUCGGUGAGGACGGCAGGGACGGGGUGUGGACGGUGAUGGCCAACGUGAUGGACCCCGAGAGCCUGCACCGCGCCUUCGACGGAUGCGCCGGCGUGUUCCACGCCUCCGCCUUCGUGGACCCCGGGGGCGUGUCCGGCUACACGAAACACAUGGCAACGUUAGAAGCCCAAGCAGCGGAGCGGGUGAUUGAAGCCUGCGUGAGGACGGAGUCCGUCAGGAAAUGUGUCUUCACCUCUUCCUUGCUGGCAUGUGUGUGGAGGCAGAACUACCCUCAUGACCGGCGGUACCCUACCAUCAUCGAUGAGAGCUGCUGGAGCGACGAGAGCUUUUGCCGCGACAAUAAGCUGUGGUUUGCACUUGGCAAAACGGCAGCAGAGAAGGCUGCCUGGAGGGCAGCGCGGGGACGAGACCUGAAGCUGGUCACCAUCUGCCCCGCGCUCGUCACCGGCCCGGGAUUCCGCCGCCGCAACUCCACCGCGUCCAUCGCGUAUCUCAAAGGGGCUCGUGCUAUGCUCGCUGACGGCCUGCUCGCCACGGCGAACGUGGAGACGGUGGCCGAGGCGCACGUCCUCGCGUACGAGGCGAUGGGCGACAAUACCGCCGGCGGGAGGUACAUCUGCUACGACCACGUGGUCAAGCGGCCGGAGGAGUUCGCCGAGCUGGAGCGACAGCUGGGGCUGCCGGGCGGGGCCGCGGCCGCGCAGGGCUCCGACGACGACCGGCCGGCCAGGUUCGAGCUCUGCAAGCGGAAGCUGUCCAGGCUCAUGUCCUCCAGGAGGAGGUGCACGUACGACACCUACUACUCCGUCGCGUUUGACUAG
Molecule: messenger RNA, 1128 nt
Organism: Miscanthus lutarioriparius
Lineage: Eukaryota; Viridiplantae; Streptophyta; Magnoliopsida; Poales; Poaceae
Source: the annotation of a GenBank genome assembly